AUGACCCGCCUCGGCCUCGCUGCUGUCGCGCUGGCUCUCGCCGUGGGCCCUUCCAUGGCAGUGCCCAGCACCACUCCUGUUGAGAACCAGGUUCACCCUUACAGCGAGAUGAGUACCUACCAGGAGGGGAGUGCCCCGGGGGCUCCGGAGGACACCACCACCACCACUACGUCGUCCCCUGUUUCCGAUGGAGCCGAGCAGUGGCUUGAGAGCUUUGUUCGUGCUGUGCAGCGCCAGCUGCAGCUUCAGGACCAAAUGAUGCGUCAGCUCAUGAGGGACAUUCAGGAGUACCUGAGCACUGCGUUCAACUGGGCAGAGAACCAGUCUACUGCCUACACCCGUGUUACCGAGAUGAUGGACAUGAUCUCCAACAGAAUGAACGCUGCCAUGGACAGCUCAAACGAACUCAUGACCACUAGCGACACCACAGACCCCGAGACCCUCCGCCGUGCAACUCGCAAGUACAUGAAGGAGGUUCGCGUUCAGGACGUCCUGGUAGAUGCUCUCUGGGCCUCUCUCCGCGGUGUACAGACAGCUGCCUGGAUGAAUGGAGUGACCGCUAUUGAGAAGGAGGAGACGACUCCCAUGGCUAGCCGCGCUGCUGAGGAGUUCCUCCACCGCAUGUACCAUAACCUGAGGGCAGCAGGUAUGUCUGAAGAAGAUGUUGCCAAGUUCAUCCCUAGAGCCGAGUACAACCCCUCCGAGCAGUCAAGAAAUAUGGGCAGAAAGGGCAGGAGCUUCUACUACGGCGGCUAUCCCAGCUACUACAACUCCCCCUACUACAGCUACAGCAGCUACCCCAGCUACUACAACUACAGCUACCCGUCAUACAGCUACAGCAGCUAUCCCAGCUACUACCGCUACAGCAGCUACCCCUACUACAACUACAGCUAUCCCAGCUACUACAACUACGGCAGCUACCCGUACUACAGUUAUAGCAGCUACCCCAGCUGGUACUGGCGCCGUCUCCGCUCUUUGGCAACAGCAACUUGCCCAGACUGCCCUCCUCUCACCACUCCCAGCAUGAUCCCAACUCCCCCCCCAAUGAUGAACAUGAUGAACACCCCACCCCCCAUGGCAAACAUGAUGACCAGCAUGAUGAUGAACACUCCCAUGGUUCCUCCUCCCCGCACCCUCGGAACUGAAGCCAUGAGCCUCGGCUUGGCCCCCAUCGGUAUCACCGGCGCCCCCAUGACAGGUUUCGGUGUUCCUCCUGAGUUCGGUCCCUUUGGAGCCGAAGGUAUCGGCCUCCCCACCGAUGCCCUCGGCAGCACCCCCGAAAUGACACCAUUCGACCCAACUACCCCCUACAGAAGUCUCGCCCCCAUGGACCUCCCCCCCAUCCCCCCUCCUGUCUUCCCUGAAACCCCUAUGAGGCCACCUACUCCCUUCGGCUUCGGACCUGCACCUGUUCCUCCGUAA
Eimeria maxima is the source of this 1422-nucleotide messenger RNA. RefSeq names its product 56 kDa gametocyte antigen, related. The transcript has a single exon. Bases 1 to 1422 code for a protein of 473 amino acids. Lineage: Eukaryota; Apicomplexa; Conoidasida; Eucoccidiorida; Eimeriidae. The record is from RefSeq and is a predicted model, not a curated record.